This is a messenger RNA of Phytophthora nicotianae INRA-310, 1198 nucleotides long. RefSeq lists its product as hypothetical. The transcript has 2 exons. Gene Ontology annotation, molecular function: hydrolase activity, acting on ester bonds. The coding region runs from base 46 to 1056 and encodes 336 amino acids. The record is from RefSeq and is a predicted model, not a curated record. Lineage: Eukaryota; Oomycota; Peronosporomycetes; Peronosporales; Peronosporaceae.
UAUUUCUAAGCUGCAUCAUUUUAGAGCAUCAAGCUCCGAUAAGAUAUGCUCAACACGUUCUGGCGGCUUCAUGCCGGUGUGUACCGCUUCUCUCGCGUUGGUGCAGGAGCCGGGCCCACUGUGACGCUGGUGGGCGGUGUGCACGGCAACGAGCGCAUUGGUGUGGAGGUUCUGGAUGCGUUGCGGCUCGCUCUCCUGCGAGCUGCACCAUUGUCUACUGCAAAUAAUCUCUUCCCACGCAUUACGCGUGGCUCGGUGACACUGGUAUACGGUAACCCACGGGCACAACGUAUUGGUAAGAGAGGUAGCGAGCCGCAUGCUGACUUGAACCGCUGCUUCCCGCGGGAUCUAUUGGAAAUUCCCGAGCAGGAACUUGAUUCGAGCUACGAACAACGUCGAGCGAAGGAGUUGGCGCCACUGUUUGCGGCUAGCGACUUGUUGGUGGAUUUACACUCAACAAAUAAGCCGUCACCGCCUUUUAUCAGACUGUCAGGCUAUGAUAAAGUGCCGGCUCAACUGAUGAGGAUUUCGGGACGUCUACCGACAAAAAUGCUCUUACUAGACCCGAAACACCUCAUUGGCGAUGGAAACGUGGCGUUGACGGACGAGUUUGUUGGUGUACAUGGAGGCAUGGGCAUUUGCUACGAGAGCGGGCUGGCGAGUGAUUUGUCCCAGACAAAGAUUGAUAGCAUCACGCGUAGUAUACUGCAGAUCCUUCACCACGAUAUGGAGGCGAUCGAGUUUGUAGACGCGGACGGACAGAUCCGUAGCAGCGAAAACGUGAGACUGGAUGAAGUACAAGAAUCUGUCCAAUUGUCGGCACGUGAUGCAUAUGAGAUCACGGAGGUUUUUAAGCUGACGAGUAAUGGUUUUCGCUGGGCUGAUGGCGUUGGGGACGAGAACUUCCAAUGUAUUCCCGCAGGAAAGCCGAUCGGGUUUAUUGAAAGGGAGCCAUUCACUGUCAACUACGACUCGCACGUUGUUUUCCCCAAAAUUCAAUCUCUCUGGAAGAUAGAUGCACCACUGGGUUGGCUUACUCGCCGCAUUUCAGCUUAGGCUUUCUGCAAACACUAUCAGUACUACGGAAUGAAUGGCCACGUAGAUUGAAAUGGCACCGCUUAUAGGCGUCGUGUGAAUUGCCGAUUUUGAACUUCAUUUUCAAGAAAAAUGAAUAGAUUUUUUUUGCUUGGUAUGACAG